Pelmatolapia mariae (spotted tilapia) is the source of this 2762-nucleotide messenger RNA. Its product is annotated as glutathione hydrolase 5 proenzyme-like. Gene Ontology annotation, cellular component: plasma membrane. The transcript has 12 exons. Bases 18 to 1742 code for a protein of 574 amino acids. Gene Ontology annotation, biological process: inflammatory response; leukotriene D4 biosynthetic process; glutathione catabolic process. Lineage: Eukaryota; Metazoa; Chordata; Actinopteri; Cichliformes; Cichlidae. Gene Ontology annotation, molecular function: glutathione gamma-glutamate hydrolase; leukotriene-C(4) hydrolase activity. The record is from RefSeq and is a predicted model, not a curated record.
CAGAGAAAAAAGCAGCAAUGUUUGCGUACGAGGACUUAGAGGGGGCAAAUACGAGUCGUUCUCGCUCCCCCAAAGUUCCCAUAUUAGUAACAGUUUUGGUUUGUGUAUUGGUAGGUGUAGCUGGUCUAAUUAUAGGUGAUGUUAUUGGGUAUAGGAAAGAUAAAAAUAUUUAUGACCCGUCGCGCAAGGGCCCUGAUUGCCCUUUCUCAAAAGCUGCAGUGGCCGCAGACUCCGAGAAAUGUUCAGAGAUUGGACGGGACAUUCUCCAAAAAGGCGGCUCUGCAGUAGAUGCUGCAAUUGCUGCGCUGCUGUGCACCUCCAUCAUCAACCCACAGAGUGCGGGGAUCGGAGGCGGGGUCAUAUUCACUGUGAUGGACAGCUCCGGUAAAGUGAAAAUCAUCACCUCCAGAGAGACUGUCCCCAGCAACGUGACCUCUGACCUGCUUAAGUCGUGUCCUAACACCACAGAGUGGACCGUGGAGUGGAAGCAAGAUAACAAAUGGAUUGGGGUUCCUGGGGAAAUUCGAGGUUAUGAAGCGGCACACCGGCUUUAUGGGAAGUUGCCGUGGGCCGACCUCUUUCAGCCGACCAUCAAAUUAGCCAGAGAAGGAUUCCCCAUUCCUUACUACCAAGGUCAACACAUCCCACGCAUUAAUAAUACGUCAAUAAGGGAGUUAUAUUUAGAUAAAAAUGGGAACCUGCUUAAGACCGGUGAUACUGUGAAAUUUGAGAAACUGGCUGACACUUUGGAGACGAUCGCAAACGAGGGACCAGAUGUGUUUUACAACGGAACAAUAGCAAAGAAUUUAAUCAGUGACAUACAGAAAGCAGGAGGAACACUCACACUGGAGGACUUGGCAUCGUAUGAAGCUAAUGUGACUGAUGCGUGGAAUAUUUCUUUGGGAGAGUAUAAGCUGUACUUCCCUCCACCCCCUUCAGGAGGAGCCAUCCUCAGCUUCAUCCUCAACAUCAUGAAAGGAUACAAAAUGAAUUCAGAACCUAAGACGACUGAUGAAAAGAUUUUGUUUUAUCACCGUUAUAUUGAAGCUUUAAAAUUUGCCAAUGGAUUAAAGAAACAUAUCCUAGAUCCAAAGUUCAGGCCAGACAAAAUGGCAAAGAAUUUGACAGAGGAUAGUUUUGCAGACAGCAAACUGAGCUUGAUCAGCAGCGAAAAGACUCAUGAUCCCCAGUAUUACGGCGACACCUCACAUAUGGACAGCAUCGGCACCACACAUGUAUCUGUAGUGGCUGAAGAUGGAUCUGCUGUGUCUGUCACCAGCAGCAUCAACGACGAAUUUGGCUCCAAGGUCCUCUCUCCAAGCACUGGAAUCAUCCUCAACAACCAGCUGACUGACUUCUGUAAUAGAACUAAUAGCACCUCUCCCGGGGAGCGGCCUCCCUCCAAUACAGCCCCAUCUGUGCUGAAGUCUCCGUCAAAGACGCUGGUGAUUGGAGGGUCUGGUUCUGAAAUGAUUCCACCGGCAGUGGCCUCGGCGGUCAUGAACCACCUUUGGUUUGGAAAGAGCCUUGAGGAGGCUAUUGUUACUCCUGUUGUUUUUGUUGACUGUCAAAGUGAAGUAAAACUUGAAUCAAAGCUUGACAAGGAUGUAGUUGAUGGUCUUGAAGCUAAGGGACAUAAAGUAGCAAAAUUCUACAACACAGUUAACGCUGUGGAAAAGGCGGACAGCUGUAUCUCUGCAUGGUCUGAUGAAAGGAAAAAAGGCAAAGCAGCUGGUUACUGAGAUGAAGAAUCAGUGAUGUUAGUUAUACAGCAUGGUCUGAAGGUUAUGGACACUGCUGUAGCUACAACAUUGGUAAAUCUAUAUUUGUCUGUUAACUGAUAGUACAUUCAUGCUUUACACAUGUGUCUAAAAAAGUUUGUAAUAUUGAAAACAUAAUGCGAUAAUCAGAUUAUUUAAAUCCAAUGUCACAUGCAAAAUAGUGCAAAGACAGCACUGUAAAAACUAUGUUAUUGGGUUUGUUUGUUUUUUAAAUUUCAGGGGUUGCUGUUGAUAUCCGUCUUUUUAAAAUAAAAAUAAAAAAAUCAAUAUGACCUUUUAAAUAUUUGUUCAUUUUGGUUUUUGAUACACAGAAUAGGCUAAACAAGGUCAUAGCUUUCAGGUUGAAAUGUGAAGCCCAUGACUACGUUUCUUCAACCUGCAUUCUUUCUAAGCAGCAGGCCAGCAGGACGAGACUGACUGCAAAGAUGUUUGGUUAUAUAAAAGACUGUUGGAAAAAGAACUACAGAGUUCAUGUUCCAUUCCACCAGUAAACAAUUCAUAUUUUCAAGUCUUAUCAAAUUCAUGUUUACUUUAUAAAUUUUAGCCCACUGGAUUGUCCAGAAGGGAGAUAAAAUAGGGCUGUCCUAAAGUGUACCCUAAGUUAUCCAUCAAUUAAUUUGUAAUUUAAAAAAAAAAAAGACCAGCAUAACCUGCAGUUACUGUUACAGGGAUGUCAGCAUCAACAAAGCUGGAACUCACAGACUGUUAGAGCCAAAUAGAAAGGUCAGUAUAUUAUCUGAAUAUUACUAGCUACAUUUAAAUGCUUUUUAGUAUUUUUUUUUAUUCAGUUUGCGUAUUAAGAUUUUUUUUUUGUUGCUUUAUUAGUUCAUCCUGCUAUUGUUGUGCUGUUAUAAAGUGUGGGUAAUUCUGCUGAUGUGGUCAGGGUAAAAGUUAAUCAGGCAAGCAGUUUGCAAAGCAACAGUUUGCUUUUAUAGUUCUUUAAUGUGUUUUACUGAUAGAUAUAGAUAACCCAGACUUGAA